Molecule: messenger RNA, 2667 nt
Organism: Priapulus caudatus
Lineage: Eukaryota; Metazoa; Priapulida; Priapulimorpha; Priapulimorphida; Priapulidae
Product: LRP2-binding protein-like
Exons: 9
Coding region: 693-1736 (347 amino acids)
Molecular function (GO): protein binding
Source: RefSeq, a predicted model, not a curated record
GUGUUUGGUGUCCGUACGGAGGCGUGUGCGCACAGUUAGUGCGACAGUUUUUUUUAUCGCUGACAUGAUAUCAAUUAAAUAGCCUCCUAUUACGCGUAAGUAGGAAAUCGUGAUACUAUGGUUUAAUGAACUGCUGAUAGACGGACAAUUGUACGUGUUGUUACUUUGAGUUCUGAACGUAUCGGUGCCGUGCAUGGACGUUAUGACGUUAGUACUUGGUCUGGACGAGAAUGGACCGUCGCUUCGUGUGCAGCCGAGUACGUGUGCACGCAUUGUGUUUUUGUUACGUUUACGAGGCUAGGCGUUGGUUCAAUAUACCGCAACUUCACAUACUUCAACAUACGAGUCAACAGUGCUGCACGCGGUGACCGCUCGAUGAGUUUAAUAAUCGUGCAGUUCGUUCACGGUGUCGAACAACUCCAUACGUCGCGGAUUAAUAACACAGCCUUCACCGCCGGCGUAUACAAAAAUCCGUUUGUAGGUUUAGCUUCUACCCUCAAGUUGAAAUUGCGCCUGUACUUAUCUCAGACCGCCUGUGAGAAUUGGGGGCACCGUAACGCCCAGCAGCUGUGUGUGAAAAAGGACGCAAACGCCAAGCUCUGGAGAGAGCGAGAGCACACAGAAGGAGCGAUGCUGUGAGGCGGAAGGAAAUCAUAUAGCCCCCGCCGUCUGGGACGAGAGAGAAAGAGGUCAUGGAGCUGACUAAAGACUUAACGACGGAGGUGCUACCUGGCAGCCGCACCAGCAUCGUUGAAAAGGUUGCCAAGGAAGAGAAACUGAAGCCAGGCGAAAAUCAGUCGUUGCUGUGCAACGAAGAGUACUAUCUGGCGGAGGAGGUGGAGGAAAUAUUGCGGAGCAGAGUGAGAGAGGGAUGCGCUGGUGCCGAGUUCCAACUGGGGCAGUUUCUUUUCGAGAAGGGUGACUACGAUAUGGCGAGGUUAGAAUUUGAAGCCAUACAGAACAAGGACAUGAGAGCGCGCUACCAGCUAGGUGUCAUGUGCUACGACACACUUGGAGAUAAGGAGAAUCCGAAGAAGGGAUUUGAAUUGAUGAUGGACGUAGCGAGCUCUAAGAGCAAACAUGAUCAGGGUCUUGUGGCGGUAGCAGAGUACAACAUCGGACGUGCAUACUUCCAGGGAUACGGGGUCAAACAGUCCGAUUUCGAUGCUGAGAGGUGGUGGCUGCGUGCGGCAAACGAUGACAACCGGUCACCUAGCAUCAAGGCCCAGACAGCACUCGGCAUGUAUUACUCCCGACCAGAAACAUUCAACAUGAAGAAGGCAUUCCACUGGCACAGUCUCGCCACCAAAGCUGGUAGCUUGGAGUCACAAGGAGCGCUGGGCGUGAUGCAUCUAUAUGGCAUGGGCUGCAGUCAAGACAGACAGAUGGCGCUGACAUACCUACGCACUGCCGCUGACCGAGGCAAUGUGUACGCCACGGGUCAGCUAGCCAGCUACUAUUACAAUAACAAGCUGUUCACAAAAGCGGCAGAGAUGGCAGAGAGAGCAGCGCAUGUGGACAACGUGGACGAGGUGGCCCGCUCUACCGACUGUCUACGAGACUUCGUCAGUAAGGGCGUCUCGCUCGGCUGCUUCUACUUCGCGCGUUGCCUUCAGCUGGGCAGCGGCAUAGACCAGAACCGAGAGAAAGCCGCGACGUACUACUCACUGGCAUGCAAGCAUGAUAAGGAUCUCUCAGCUCUACUUCAGCAGGAAGUGACACUAGGCCACAUUUAGUCUUCACCAAUGUCUAAGUGUUACAUCUAAGCAUUCCAAAAUACCUGGCCAUACCUGCCGUGUCUCACGAACACCUGGUCACAGUUACAAUCUAAGAGCUUCAACAACACAUGGCCCUUUAUAUGUGAAUGCUCAAUGUGUUUGUUAAUGAUUAGGAGCAAUAAUGCAUUUGUUUGCAAAAGCCGCAUAGAGACAUCACUGCUCCAUUUAUCAUGUUUUGCUAUGAUUACUAUAUGUAGAUAAACGUGUAGAUGAACAUGUAGCAAUGCCAUAAAAUACUAUUUUAGUAUGAAUUAAUUCAGAUAUAGCUGAUUUCUAUUAAUUAAAUUACCUAAUUAUUAUCUAUGUCUAUAUGCGUAUGUGUGCGCGUACGUGCGUGUGUCUCUGUGUGUUUGUUAAUGUGUAUUCUGUACUGGUCACUAGAUCGUUGUACAUCUGAGGUGACAUCACCUGAUAUAUGCACCAGUAUUUAGUUUGUGCAUUAUUGUGCAACGACUUGCGAAAUUCAAACCAAAGAUAUUCUCUAGUCACUCGAUCAUUGAAUGUUUUAAAUGAUUAUUUGUAAUUCUAUAAUCCCCGUAGCAAAAAAUGCAAUAAGAAGUAUGCUUGCUAAUUAUAUGGAAAUAAUCUUUGUUGAUUACAUAACUUAUUUGUAUAUAUUAUAUGAUCUAUGGUCGCUUGAAAGUAAUAUGUACUAGAUUUGGAGAUUUCAAAUGAGAAAUGGAAUUCACAAAUUAAAGGCACGUAAACCUGGAUAAUUUUCUUUUUUUCCUCCACGAUGGCUAAACGAGCUUUUAUAUCAGUGCGAAAUGGAUGUUCGUUCGCAUGUGUAUAUUUUUGCAUGCGCGUGUCUAGGUCCCACCCUUUCCCCAUUCUUCCUCUCUCUCCUUUAUUCACCUCUCCCCUCGCUUCCCAUUCCCCUCUUUCUCUC